This is a messenger RNA of Salvelinus fontinalis (brook trout), 10707 nucleotides long. RefSeq names its product B- and T-lymphocyte attenuator-like. Gene Ontology annotation, cellular component: plasma membrane. NCBI's taxonomy places the organism in Eukaryota, Metazoa, Chordata, Actinopteri, Salmoniformes, Salmonidae. Gene Ontology annotation, molecular function: signaling receptor activity. The transcript is spliced from 7 exons. The record is from RefSeq and is a predicted model, not a curated record. Gene Ontology annotation, biological process: immune response-regulating cell surface receptor signaling pathway. Bases 3310 to 4365 code for a protein of 351 amino acids.
ACUGGAGUCGUCUCGAGACAAUGCUAAAGAGUUAGCUAGCUACAGUAGCACGCUAGUUAGCUGCAGAUUAGCUUAGCAAGCCAAACUUUGAGGUUAUACUAACUAGCAAACUAUUUACCUACUGACUUGUAAAACAUUUGAUACUAAAUUAAUCUAGAAAAUAAAGACUGAUUUAGCUUAGCCUGGCCGAUUUGGAGGGAUACUGACGCGACGCAGCACAUGCCACAUUUUCAAACCAAGCCGCCGCCUCUUCCAUUCAAGCAAGUUAACUAGCCUUCUACAGUAUAGUCAGGAAGCUACGCUAGCUAGCCACACAAGGCUGAAUGAAAAGCAACGGGUGCAGCAGCAGUCGUAUUUGGCCCUGUAGAAAAUAUCUGCAUGUAUGCUAUGCUGAAUGAAGAAGGGGAAGAAGUUUUAAGAAGAAGAAGAAGAAGAUGACUUCAUUGUCUAACGUCCAUUCAUAAUGUAAAUUAGUAGCAAGGGGUUUCAGACUUCCUAGUAUCAGUCAAUGAGAGGAUAGUAAAGCUGACUAAACAACAACAGUAUAGAUCCUAAAGCCACCACACAAUGUUGGCACAUGACUCAAUAUUACCCGCCAACCACACAGAAAAGCCACAGCAGGGUUAUAUUAGAGACUAUGUGUAUGUUCACACAGAGAGAUCUGACAGAUAUUGUAUGAGAUAUUAAGCCUACUGUAAUGUGUAUAACUUUAGCCUACUGUAAUGUGUAUCACUUUAGCCUACUGUAAUGUGUAUCACUUUAGCCUACUGUAAUGUGUAUAACUUUAGCCUACUGUAAUGUGUAUAACUUUAGCCUACUCUAAUGCGUAUAACUUUAGCCUACUGUAAUGUGUAUAACUUUAGUCUACUGUAAUGUGUAUAACUUUAGCCUACUCUAAUGCGUAUAACUUUAGCCUACUGUAAUGUGUAUAACUUUAGCCUACUGUAAUGUGUAUAACUUUAACCUACUGUAAUGUGUAUAACUUUAGCCUACUGUAAUGUGUAUCACUUUAGCCUACUGUAAUGUGUAUAACUUUAGCCUACUGAAUGUGUAUCACUUUAGUGUACUGUAAUGCGUAUACCUUUAGCCUACUGUAAUGUGUAUCACUUUAGCCUAUUGUAAUGUGUAUAACUUUAGCCUACUCUAAUGCGUAUAACUUUAGCCUACUCUAAUGUGUAUAACUUAAGCCUACUCUAAUGUGUAUCACUUUAGUGUACUGUAAUGUGUAUCAUUUUAGCCUACUGUAAUGUGUAGCAUUUUAGCCUACUCUGUAAUGUGCUUAACUUUAGCCUACUCUAAUGUGUAUAAUUUUAGCCUACUAUAAUGUGUAUAACAUUAGUCUACUGUAAUGUACAUUUGUUUCAUUUAAUGUAUAACCAGUCACACAUUCUGUAUCUAUCUGUUCAUGAUCAUAGCUGAUUUAUAGUAACAGGGCCACCGUGGAGGGGGUCAAACAGAUUCAGGUUCCUCGGGUACACAUCUCAGAGGAACUGAAAUGGUCUAACCACACGGACACCCUGGGGAAAUCACGACAGAGACUCUUCAACCCACACUGACACCCUGGUGAUGAAGACACAACAGAGACUCUUCAACCCACACGGACACCUUGGUGAAGAAGGCACGACAGAGACUCUUCAACCCACACGGACACCUUGGUGAAGAAGGCACGACAGAGACUCUUCAACCCACACUGAUACCGUGGUGAAGAAGGCACGAUAGAGACUCUUCAACCCACACUGAUACCGUGGUGAAGAAGACACAACAGAGACUCUUCAACCCACACGGACACCUUGGUGAAGAAGGCACGACAGAGACUCUUCAACCCACACGGACACCUUGGUGAAGAAGGCACGACAGAGACUCUUCAACCCACACUGAUACCGUGGUGAAGGCACGACAGAGACUCUUCAACCCACACUGACACCCUGGUGAUGAAGGCACGACAAAGACUCUUCAACCCACACUGACACCCUGGUGAUGAAGGCACAACAGAGACUCUUCAACCCACACUGACACCCUGGUGAUGAAGGCACGACAGAGACUCAUCAACCCACACUGACACCCUGGUGAAGAAGGCACGACAGAGACUCAUCAACCCACACUGACACCCUGGUGAAAUCACGACAGCGACUCUUCAACCCACACUGACACCCUGGUGAUGAAGGCACAACAGAGACUCUUCAACCCACACUGACACCCUGGUGAUGAAGGCACGACAGAGACUCUUCAACCCACACUGACACCCUGGUGAUGAAGGCACAACAGAGACUCUUCAACCCACACUGACACCGUGGUGAAAUCACGACAGCGACUCUUCAAACCACACUGACAGGAGGCUGAAGAAAUCCUGCCUGUUCCCGAGGGCCCUCACAGUGUUCUACAGGAGCACCAUCGAGAGCAUACUGUCGGCUAGAUAACAGCCUGCAAGGCUCUACAGAAGGUGGUACGCUCAGCCGAACGCACCAUUGGGUGCCUGCCCUCCAGGACACCUACAACACCAGGUGUCGUAUGUGAUAAGAAGACCUCAGCCACCCGAGCCACGGCCUGCCCUCCAGGACACCUACAACACCAGGUGUCGUAUGUGAUAAGAAGACCUCAGCCACCCGAGCCACGCCUGUUCUCCCUGCUUCCAUCACUCAGACGUGGGCAGUAUAGGUACAUCAUGGCAAAAACUGUCAGACUUCUACCGCCAGACCAUCAGGCUGAUGAAUAGCCACCACUAGUCAGCUACCUGCUACCCCUGUGUGUCCCCAACUGAUGUUUAUCCUGCCCCCACCCCCCAAUGGACAUUUAUAAUUGUUACAGUUGUAAAUAUGUAUAUAUUAUUAUUAUUUGUAUUAUUGUUUCAUCCACUUCUCUUUGACCAGCACUGUUGGAGCUCAGAGCUGAAGAAUGUCACUGUACCCUGCUAUCAUAUCUGCAACCUUGUGAAUAUGACUAAUAAACCUAAUCUAAUCUAUAGUGAUCACCACAGUCAAUUUUAUGUAGAUGAGAGAGGAUAAAGCACAUGGGGGGAGAGAGAAAGAGUGAAAGAGAGAGUAGGUAAAGGAAGUAAAACGGAAGAAAUGUUACCACAAACACUUGUGCAGUGACGGAGAGACUAUGAUACUGGGGCGUGUUAAGACUGAUGUGAGAGACAUUUAAAAUUGAGGAAGCGAGAGGGAGAGAACAGACAGUGUAUUUCACUCACUCUCACACACACACACAAACACACAGAGAGAUGAUCAUCUACCAAUGCUGUGGCUGUCUUCCUAAACCACCUCUGGUGUAACCUGUUGAUUAUAGAAGGCCUGUGGGCUACAAGUCACCAUGGGGCCCCGUGACUGCUGGUCCUGGACCUGCCUACCUCUCACCAUCCUGGUUGUGCUUCUCUUCCCCCAGGAUGCCCAUGGACAAGAGAAUGCUACCUGCGCAGAGAUUAGAUUGAAACGGAACACAGUAUGGAGGGCUUCAUCUGGAGAUCACCUGAAGAUUAACUGUUCUGUUGCUUUCUGUACCAACUCACCAUCACCUGUCUCGUGGUGUAAAUUGGGCCAAUCAAAUUACGCAAAUGACUGCUUUCCUGUCAACACAACUGGCCACAUUGAAACACAGUGGAGAGAUUCGACAAACAGUAGACGUGACAAAGAGGGGACGUCUUUUCUGAUUUUCACAAGCAUAUCCGUAGAUGAUGCAGGUCUAUAUCGGUGUAAUUAUGGACCCACUGUGAGUCAUUCUAUCAAUGUAACUGUCUCAGAGAGAGUCAAAGACACCACAGAUGUGUAUCAGAAGAACGAAACAACCAACAGUACACUGAGUCAGAGGGACAGCUUCCUGGAGUGGGUGUGGCCUUAUGUUUACUCCUCGGCUGGGAUUAUGGUGUUUGUCAUCGUGGUGAUAACCAUAUCCAUGCUCUCAAUGCAUGGCUGUAAAGAUGCCUGUCCGGCCAGGAAGUCAAGGGAAGAGGACCAAACAGAGAACCAGUAUAUGGCUAUACCGAUGACCCAGCAAGCAUUCCCACGACCCAACCCCCAACCCCACCACAGACAAAGCAUCCGAUCCCACCAAGCCCAGGACCAGCCCCAAGCCCAGCCCCGGCCCCAAGCCCAGGCACAAGCCCAGCCCACCCCACCACCGGACUGUAUCUAUGACAACGCACCUACCAGGGGCCCACGUCGCACUCAUCCGGCACCUGUCCAAGCUGCAGCCAAUCAGGUAGCUGUCUCAGUGGACAGUGACGAUACCUAUAGCAGCGGGAAGGAGAAAGAGGAAGAGAGUGAUAUCAUGUACGCAGCGCUCAACCAUCAGGUAAAGCCUCGAGCCGCACCGCGCCCUGCACAGCCUCAGGAGGAGGGCUCAGAGUACGCAGCCAUACGGGUGUCCUGAGCCCUGGAACCAGGAAGUAAAACUCCUCUUCCCGGAGGGCCACAGUCCUACUGGUCUUUGUUUCUCCCUGAUUACAGGAAGGGGGUCGCUGCGUCCCAAUAUGGCGACCGGAGUAUGGGCGAGUGGGUGUGUCGAAAGGGAAGUAGUGGGCGUGUGGAAAGGAGUGGGUGUGUCAAAGCGCUCUGCUAUAGGUCAGACGGUUUUGAUUGAGCUGUAUUUUUCUCUUCCGUUUCUUGCCACUCAACCAGACUGUGACACACAACUAGGUGCUAUCUACAACCAAAAAGGGUUUAUUUGGCUGUCCUCAUAAGAGAACCCUUUGAAGAACCCCCUUUGGUUCCAGGUAGAACCCUUCUGGGUUCCAUGAAGAACCCUUUCCACAGAGGGUUCUACAUGGAAUCCAAAACAGUUCUCCUAUGGGGACAGCCGUAAAACCCUUUUGGAACCCUUUUUUCUACGAGUGUACCUCACAUUGAGCUACCAUACUGCGAGAGUUGGGACUUCUGUUUUUAAGCCAGAGGAUGAGUCUGAGUGUUAGAUUUACAUAAAUAAUUGUACAUUUUUCAGUUUCAAACUGAAGAUUGUUUAUUGGGGCGGCAGGGAGCCUUGUGGUUAGAACGUUGGGCCAGUAACCGAAAGGUUGCUAGAUCAAAUCCCUGAGCUGACAAGGUACAAGUCUGUCGUUCUGCCCCCGAACAACGCAGUUAACCCACUGUAAAAAAUGUCAGGUAUUGAUGAUGGGUGUACUGUUGCUUUAUGGGUUGUACACAUGUUCUUACUGUGACUGUCACCCUGAUAUAUUACUGUGACUGCCACUCUGAUAUGUUACUGUGACUGUCACUCUGAUAUAUUACUGUGACUGCCACUCUGAUAUAUUACUGCGACUGUCACCCUGAUAUAUUACUGUGACUGCCACUGAUAUGUUACUGUGACUGUCACUGAUAUAUUACUGUGACUGCCACUCUGAUAUUGGCUACUAGGUAGCUACUUCCCAUGCCGUUGCCAGACAGUAGUGCCUGUCAAGCGGGAGCGAAUGGUACUGUGUCCCGGUGUUGUUGUUUUUCAUGCGUGCCCUCCCCAUUGAGUAGUAGACUGUAUGUACUGUAUGUAUCAAGGUGACAUCUAGAUGGUUAUCAAUACUAGUUACUUCUUCUGUAGGCUGCUAUCCUCCUUGAAAUAAAAUAAUUUGAGAGAAAACGUUGCCACGUUAGCUGCCGCCUGCGACAUGACACCAGUGGUGCCGUUUAAGAUAAUUUUUAUUUAACGAGGCAAGUCAGUUAAGAACAAAUUCUUAUUUACAAUGACGGCCUACACCGGCCAAACCCAGACGACACUGGGCCAAUUGUGCACCGCCCUAUGGGACUUCCAAUCACCUCCGGUUGUGAUACAGCCUGGAAUUGAACCAGGAUGUCUGUAGUGAUGACUCAAGCACGGAGAUGCAGUGCCUUAGACUGCUGCGCCACUCGGGAGCCCCGAUGAGGGAUGAGAAUGGCCUUAUUUCUGUUACAGCUUAUUGGAUGACUGUCAUUCAUAUUCUAUUCACCCAGCUCAAUGUAACAUCGAUAGGUGUAGGCUACUACAUGAUACAACAUUUUUCCCUAUACCCAUCAUGAGGUUGCUACAACCUAUGAAUGAAAGCUACACCAUGGUGCUGUUUAGGCUACUGUAGACCUACAGUGUGUUUUAAUCAAUUAUUUGGUGACGUGAAUACAUUUAGUAUAGUUUUAUCUAAAAAGGCUAACUUCUUAAAAAUGUUUUACUAUAUACAUUUUUAUGAAAUUCACUGAGGAAGAUGUUCCUCCCCUUCCUCCUCUGAGGAGCCUCCACUGCAUGAUACCCAGUAGGAAGCAAGUCGGCAGGCAUGUCGAUACAACCCCGGUGCACUGGUCCAGCUUAUCGACUCGUCUUGCAGCCCAAUCAGCCACGUAAAACGGUAUUCAGUGGCAACAAAUCUGCCCAAUUAGCUGAUUCACUUUCCAUACACCCACUCUCCCAUACUUCGGUCGCCAUAUUGGGCUGCAGAUACCCAAACUUGGUAUUACAGAAAUCGAUCAGCUGACUGCAUCUGAACUUUGAACUUCCACCAAUGAUAACGUCAGUUUUAGCUAUGGCCUUUUGGGUAAAACUUUCUGACAGAGGUUGAUUCUUGAGGCCUACAUCAAAUAUUCCACUGCACUGUAAUCAAGUUUACUAUAACAACAGUUGACUGUGAAUGUAACUGUGCUUUAUAGUUUUUUUUUAUGCAUUUUUCUGUCAUUGCGUGUUACCUAUUUAAACAAAUAAUCAAAUUUGAUUUACUAUAAUAUAUAAUUAAUAUAAUAAAUAUAAUAAUAUAAUAAAUAAUAUAAUUUUCACUGCAAUAUUACUAUUCUCCAUUCCUUACUGUAAUCAACCAGUUUCAGUGAAAUCACUGUGAGUGAUGACAAUCCCCUGGCCUUGGGUUUAGUUGAGGUGUUACUGUCGUUAUGCAGGGUGUUUUGCAGUUUACCUCUUGUGCUGGGAUGUGAUUAGGAGGUUUCCUGUGCUACACAAACCAAAAACCCCACAUGCUGCAGCACACGGUUACAUAUCCUGUGAUGCAGUGAGAAGCUUUCAGUGUGUGUGUGUGUGUGUGUGUGUGUCUGUGUGUGUGUGUGUGUGUGUGUGUGUGUGUGUGUGUGUGUGUGUGUGUGUGUGUGUGUGUGUGUGUGUGUGUUCAUGCCUGAUCUACUGUUCCUGCAUGUGUGUGUGCAUGUGUUAUCCCAGCUAGCACAUAAUGUUCUGAGAACCAUAUAUUUCUUAGACCUUGGUGAGAGUAUGUUUGUCCUAUGAUUAUUUUGCACACAGCCUUCCCACAAUGUUCUGGGAAUGGUGCAGGAUACCCAGCUAGCACAUAACGUUCUAAGAACCAUACUUCAGCAUAAUGUUUUCUGCAGGUUUCCUCAUGGUUCUAUUUAAAGGAAAAAUCCACCCAAAACCACUCAUUCCUAUAAUUUACAGUGUUGCAUAACACUAGUAUGUGAGAACAAUAUAUUUUGUGAACACAUUUUUCAUUUUGUCGUUAUAAUAAAGUUGGUAGCAAUGUGAAAAUCAAUGUGGAAAUCUGUUGCAGCUCAAAAUGACAAAAAAAAACACAAUGCAAUGUAUGGGCUGGCUGGCUAGUAGCUAGCUGAGCAAACGUAGCUACACACAAUAAUUCCAAAGUCAAUAUCAGCAUGUGAAGUAGGUAGUUAGCUUUAGAAUUGCCUAAACAAACUGCAAUAUCAAUUUAGGAGUCUACAAUCUCACCAUGUUUAACCUGCAGAUUGAUGUGCCUCACAGAGUGGAGUCUGACAUUCGCAACGGCCCCAUGCAAUGCACCCUGGACUGAAGAGGCAGACAAAUAGGAGAAAUGUGUUAGACCCUCUGUUAAAUUACACAUUUCUUGAGGUAGGAAUAUCAUGAAAAUAUGGUCAAUGGCUCAUUGGAGAGAAGACAUCCUUCCACGUUAUGACAUCGGCCAGUAUUAGAAUCUGACAUGUAUGAUAGACGUUUUAAAGAUGUAAAAGCCAUAUUCCUAUUAACUUCCAGUGUAGUGAGAGACACUUUAACACAAUGCUACAUCAUACUGGCAGAAUUUCUGCCUGCUUGAACGGCAAUAACUCAGACACACAUGAAAUGACCCAGGGAAUCGAUAGAACAUCACUCAGAGAUGCACAAAAACAUUAUAACAUUUAAAAUGGGUGAAUCUUUACUUUAAAGUCAUGUUCCCAGAACAUUAAGAAAACGUUCCAUAAAAAGCACAAGCAAACAUUAGUAAAAUACUAAGAAUGUUAUUUAGAAACAUAUACAUAUACAUUCCAUUCUCAACAUCAACAAAACUCUCUCUGUCCUCUCUGUGUGUUCAGGUGUGUUGAUCUUAAUGGGUGCUUGUUUCCUUAGAAAUGGGGUCUGUUUGAAUAGACUAAAAUGAACGGCUUUGUGAACGCUAGCUCCAUCUUGGAGACGCAGUGGACUAAUUCCAAAACGUUCAGGGAACCAUAGUAAACGUUCUCAGAACCUCCCUGCAAGCUAAAUAUCAACAUUCCCAGAAAGUUUUCUGUUUCACCGGUCAGGAAACGUAUGGCUUCCUUCGCAGAAGCAAUGGGAAACCAAAAAUGUACGUUCCCCCGACUUCCAAGUAACCACAUUUAGUAGAUGGGAUGUGAGUGUUUAUGUGCUUGCAUGAGUGUGUGCUUUACUAUAUGUGAUUGUGAUCUCCUAACCAUCUCAAAGACACAGGGCCUUGAACAGGAAACACAGGGCUGACCACAGUGUUGUGAAGUACACCUGACAUGGUGGGAUUGAGACUGUGUUGUUUUACAGCACAGGUGUCAAACUCAUUCCACGGAGGGCCGAGUGUCUGCGGGUUUUUGUUCCUCCAUUCUACUUCACUGUAAAAAAAGAAAUUCUCAGAACACCAUGCAUGAUUGUGUAACGAAACCAUGGAAAAUAGUCCACCUAAACUGAGAUUUGGUGUUUGGAAGGUGUUUGAAUGUAAACCCAAUGAAAGUGUUUUAAAUACAGAGAAUGUGUUUUAAAACAGAAAUGAAGUAGUUUGAAAGACCCAAAGUGGUUCAUCAACAUGACUUGGUGUUUUUAAGAGAGUGUUGUGAAAACCCUUUCAUGUAAAAGGCAGCAUCAAAACACAAAAACUGUUCUUCUCAUGCAAUUAAUAGUUUAGAAAUGCAAAUGGUUUAUAAUCCUAAAUAUUGAUUGAUGAUAAGGACCUAUGGAUAAUAUUUUUUUUUAAUAUUGUUAAUAGUUCUACCUUUAUUUUUUUCAAUGCUUUAUUUAGACAGAUUAGAAUCAGGAGGUGCAGUCAGACGGUACAUUUUGUUGGAAUUUUACCCACUCGCCCACACAGCCACACUAUAAGAAAUUAUUCGGGAGGGAAUUGAAAUUGAACCCCCCCCCCAAAAAUACAUAUACUUAAUAAAUAUGAAUGCAAAUUGUGCAGAGCACGAAGAACGGGGUUCAAUUCUCCACUCCAACCCUUCAAUCUGUUUCUCCCACCUAUCUGUAUCCUCUCUGUCAUUUCAUAACUGUCUCAACAAAAAGUCCAAAUACCUCAAAAAUAUCUUAACAUUUUUUUAAUGCAAUCAUAUCAAUGAUUUGUUGAACACUGUGCUUGACAAUGCCUGCCCAAAACGGUUUAUAAAAGGCAAAUGAUCAAAUACAUAACAACGUUAAACAUUAAGACACUUCAGACAAAGGGAUCUAAUUCUGCACUAGCCAGGAUUCAAAGCAUCCGAAUGGAGUUUAGAAGCUUUAAAUAGAGGAAACGGCACCAAAAGAGAAGGGAUCUGAUUCUGCACUAAACAGGACUCGAAACACCAAAAUAGUGUUUACAACCUUUUCUGUGAGUGCUCUCAGUCUCUGGCAAGGUGUUGCACAACACUUGAUUAAGUGGUGUUACAACACACCGUGUCGUGUUUCAAAAUAUCUCAGGAUGAUGUGUUGCAAUACUCCAGCAAAGUUAAGGUUUCGUCUCCUUCAAUUUGGUGGCAGCUCAGUUGCCACAAGUUUUGGCAUUACAAAGUACUUCAUUUUAACAGUGUUGAUUGAUAAAUUAAGGGCACUAAUUAGUAAGGAACUCCCCUCACCUGCUUGUCUAUGGCUUAAUUGAAAGGAAAACCCAAAAACCUACAGACACUAGGCCCUCAAUGGAAUGAGUUUGACACUCCUGCAGCACAGUAUUGUAGAUGAGGUGUACCCUAGGUGCACUGGUCAUCUGACACCAUGAUUUAAAAAACAGGAACCACUUAGCUGACUGGCAUGUUUAGGCCAGUAAUGGGACUUUACCUCUCAAUACCAUCAUGCACAUUUUCGUAGACACUCUUAUCCAGAGCGACUUACAGUAAGUAGUGAGUGCAUACAUUUUAAAAACUUUUUUUGUGCCAUAUUCUACCAACUGAGCUGCAUGGAACACAUAUAUGAUAAUGUUGUGUGUGAUCUCGUGCACCAUAAAGGCUGUAUUGUGAACACAGUUAACCCCACAAGGCAUCGUACUCUGACAAGACUUGUUUUAUUUCUGUUCUUCUUUCUUUUAUCGCUAUUCUAACCUGAGAAUCUGCAUUGUCUCCAGGUCUUUCUUGAAAAAUAGAUGUGUUUCAUAUCAACGAGAGUAACCUGGUUAAAUAAAGGUGAAAUACAUUUGAAAUAAGUGUCUAUCCUUUCAUGGUGCUGCUUGUAUAAGACACUGCUUUGCUGUUCUCUCACUGAAUGUACUGGAACAGAACAGCCAUUGAAAUUGCCAUUGACUGGCUAUUUAUAAUGAGACUUUUUAUAAAAAAUCUGUUGUUGCUUUUUUAAUGUAUUAUUCAAUAAAUGUAUGAUAUUUUC